AGGUAACCGACCCAGCGAUCGAAAUCUAUCUUUUUCUGUAGCGGCGGCGCGGCGACGGCUCCAGAUGCUACGUACGCGGAUCGAGCCUCUCCCCUCCGGCGGCGGGAUGGACGCCGCCGAGGCCAACAGCUCGUGCAAGGUGGUGACGGCAAUGAACUCCGCCACAAUGGCGGCUUCUUCUCUUCGGUUCUGCCCGUCAGCCGGCACCUUGAUCUGUCGAUCCGUCGGGACACGCCCCGAUAGGGUUAGCACCGGCGUUCUUCGAUGCAGCAAGAGUAGGGCCGCCGGUUUGAAGCUGUCUUGCGCUGCCGCAUCCGCUGCUUCCUCACCGCAAGCGUUGCCCCCACUGCCAUGGUGGGCAAAGGAAUUGAAACAGGAAGAUGCCAAAUUUUUCUCUAUAGUGGAUUUGGAUCCCGCCGGGCAGGGACAGGAAGAGAUUGAUGCUAUACGGGAUGCUCUUCUGUCUGGCCCCCUUGAGCCAGUGUUGCGCGCGCUGCGGGAAAUCGGCGCCGCCGGCAACCUUUUCCGCUGCCGCAGUUUCCACAUCGGCACGCUCUCUGGUGCUUUGUUAGUUAUCGCUGGUUUUAUCCAAUUAUGCAGCAUGACACCUACUCUUUUCGUGGAUAUUGUUCUUGGAUAUAUAUUCUACAAGUUAAGCAUCUUAUCAGCAGAGUUGCAAAGGAACGGGAGAGCAACAAACAUAUGUGCACGGAUACAACUAGUUUUGAUAUUUAUUCUGUCUUUUAAGGAUAACAGUACUUCUAAGGGCAUAUACGGCAUCCUUUCAGAAUUGAUCUGGUUCCUUAAUGUCCAGUUAUAUUUGUCAGCUGUCUACUCUGAAGUGACUGGCUUGAAGCAUAUGAGACUCUUCUGGCUUGGGGUUUAUAGAUUACUGCAAACCAAAGGUGGUCUCACAAAAGUGAUAAAGUCUCUCGUUAAGUAUGGAUAUGGAAAUGACAUCUAAAACUAUGCGAUGGAGUUUGGUUUGGUUUGGAAAUGACAUCUAAAACUAUGCGAUGGAGUUUGGUUUGGUUUGGUUGUAAGUAGAAGUGGUCCUUUUUAAUGCAUGUUUACAAUUUUACAAUUUUAUAUGUUAACUAGCACAGUGUCCGUGCUUCGCCGCGGGAAUUAAAAGAAUAAUUCUAUGUAAAAUUUUUUAAACUACAUGACAUUAAAAUAUACCCUGCAUACUACUACUGCAUUCUUUGUGGGAAUCUAGUUUAAUUGAUCCAUUUAAAUAUCC
Molecule: messenger RNA, 1243 nt
Organism: Oryza brachyantha (malo sina)
Lineage: Eukaryota; Viridiplantae; Streptophyta; Magnoliopsida; Poales; Poaceae
Exons: 5
Coding region: 65-964 (299 amino acids)
Source: RefSeq, a predicted model, not a curated record